AUGACCGCGUGCCCGCGUAACCUGUCCAGGCCGGGAAAGCACCUGACAGAGCUCCAGGCCAAGAUUUGGGAAGAGCUCGGGAUCUCCGUGGUUGAUGGCCGUGCUGCGGUGGCGCGCAUCCCUGGAUCGGGCCAGGCCAGCAGCGCUGUGGCCACGUCGUCCUUGCCCGCACUGAAGCAGGCUUUUGCGGCCGCCACGGAUGCCGUGUAUCUGCAGUGCCUGGAAGACAGGCGGCCGGAAGUUCUCCAGAAGGAGGGCAGGAUGUCCCGGAGUGUUGUUCUGGAGUUCUUGGAUGCCUGCAACGUGAAGAUGGACACAGCCGAGGUGCAAGAGAAGCUUCGGCGCAAGAUCCAGGAAACAGGGGCCCUGCCAGAGACCGUGGCGAACGAAGUGCAUGACGAGGUCAUGGAACUUCUGGGCUUUGAGAGCGCGUAUGGGCAUUCUUGCUUCGCUGAAUUUGGCACAUCACAGGAGUUUGCCCAUGACAAAGACGUUGCCACGGCCUAUGCGAGAUGGCGUGGUCAUUCCAGUGAGAUAAUGUUCAAGCUUCUCUACGACCACUGGCACAGUGGUGGUGCGCUGCAUGUCGACGCAGUGGUGAAACACCAGAUGAUGAAGCACGGGGCGAAGGUCCAGUUGAAUCAGAUGUCGACUGACGAGCGCCGGCAGUUGCUGGAGUCCAGCAUCGACAAGGUCAGCGUCUUCCACAAACUGCCGCACGAUGGGCGACAACGCUAUUUGGAGCGGCUGGAUGACCAGGAGAUGCUGGAGUUCACGAAAGCUGAGAUCUUGGUGGCCACCUUGGUGCAAAGUCGCCACCAUCCGCACCGGACGGAGUAA
Symbiodinium sp. CCMP2456 is the source of this 840-nucleotide messenger RNA. The record is from the annotation of a GenBank genome assembly. NCBI's taxonomy places the organism in Eukaryota, Dinophyceae, Suessiales, Symbiodiniaceae.